Messenger RNA from Medicago truncatula (barrel medic), 798 nucleotides. Its product is annotated as 40S ribosomal protein S3-1. The transcript has 4 exons. The coding region runs from base 76 to 783 and encodes 235 amino acids. Gene Ontology annotation, biological process: translation. Gene Ontology annotation, cellular component: nucleus; cytosolic small ribosomal subunit. The record is from RefSeq and is a predicted model, not a curated record. Lineage: Eukaryota; Viridiplantae; Streptophyta; Magnoliopsida; Fabales; Fabaceae. Gene Ontology annotation, molecular function: structural constituent of ribosome; RNA binding.
CCACGCAUCAAAACUAGGGUUUCAGUUUCAGCAUUCACCGUGUGUUCGUGCCGCCCCGUAGCUUAAACUGCAAACAUGGCUACCCAAAUGAGCAAAAAGCGAAAGUUCGUCGCUGACGGAGUUUUCUUCGCUGAAUUGAAUGAGGUUUUAACGAGAGAGCUUGCUGAAGAUGGCUAUGCCGGUGUUGAGGUUAGGGUUACUCCCAUGCGCACUGAAAUCAUCAUCAGAGCUACUCGUACCCAAGCUGUUCUCGGUGAGAAGGGAAGGAGGAUCAGAGAGCUUACCUCAGUAGUCCAGAAAAGGUUUAAGUUCCCUGAGAACAGUGUUGAGCUUUAUGCUGAGAAAGUUAACAACAGGGGACUCUGUGCCAUUGCCCAGGCCGAAUCUCUUCGUUACAAGCUUCUCGGCGGUCUUGCUGUUCGCAGAGCCUGCUAUGGUGUCUUGAGGUUUGUUAUGGAAAGUGGUGCUAAGGGUUGUGAGGUUAUUGUCAGUGGAAAAUUAAGGGCCCAGAGAGCUAAGUCCAUGAAGUUUAAGCAAAACUAUAUGAUUUCAUCUGGACAACCUGUUAAGGAUUACGUUGACUCUGCUGUUAGACAUGUUCUUCUUAGACAGGGUGUUCUUGGAAUUAAGGUGAAGAUUAUGCUUGACUGGGAUCCUAAAGGAAAGCAAGGUCCUAAAACUCCUCUACCUGAUAUUGUUACAAUUCACACUCCAAAGGAUGAGGAAGAGUACACCAGGCCUGCUGCUGUUGUUGCUCCUCUACCUGUCCCAAUCGCUGUUUAAGUUCUCAGCAAUUUA